Chinchilla lanigera (long-tailed chinchilla) is the source of this 951-nucleotide messenger RNA. It is a transcript of the gene Dkkl1, whose product is annotated as dickkopf-like 1. The record is from RefSeq and is a predicted model, not a curated record. NCBI's taxonomy places the organism in Eukaryota, Metazoa, Chordata, Mammalia, Rodentia, Chinchillidae. The transcript is spliced from 5 exons. Gene Ontology annotation, biological process: negative regulation of canonical Wnt signaling pathway. Gene Ontology annotation, molecular function: receptor antagonist activity; co-receptor binding. Bases 160 to 882 code for a protein of 240 amino acids.
GAUGGGGGCGUGGCUACCUCUAACGCUCCAGGUGUCUCGCGUGGGCUGGCGACCAGAACUGUUUGGACUGUAACAGUCCUCGGUGGACUGCCGGAGUCUGGGAGUCCGGUGACAGGGCUGCGGUCUGGCAUAAGGGUGGGGCUCAGAAGAAGCCCCGGAAUGUGGGCCAAGCCUUCCCUCCUGGCCAUGUGGCAUCCUCUGGUCCUGCUGCUACUGCUCCCCUGCGCCCUGGUGCCCCCCUCAUCCACGGCCCCUGUCCUCGAUGGAGACGCCCAGGAGAGCUCUUCGGAUUUCCUAGGCCUCCAGAGCCUCUUCCAAGGCUUCAGACGACUAUUCCUGAAAGAUGACCUGCUGCGAAGUCUGGACAGCUUCUUCUCUGCCCCCAUAGACUUCUGGGGCCUCCCCAGAGACUUCCACCAACAGCAGGACCAGCAGCGCCAGCUGGGGAACAAGACGCUCUCCAGCCACGUCCAGAUUGACAAGGUGACGGACAACAAGACAGGAGAGGUGCUCAUCUCUGAGAAGGUGGUGGCCUCCAUGGAGCCAGAUGGAAACCUGGAAGGUGACCAAAAGGUUCCCAAGAAUGAGAAGGAAGCCCUGGUGCCCACUGGAAAUGUCAUGGGCAGCUCCCACCCGGAAGCCCACCACCGAAUGGCCUUCUGGAUCAUUAAGGUGCCGCGGAGAAAGUCCCAUCAGGAUGCUGAGGAAGACAGUGGCUGGCUCAGCGAGAAGAAACACCGCCUGCAGGCCAUCCGGGACGGGCUCCGAGAGGGGAGUCAUGAAGGAGUCCUGGAAGAUGGGCCCCAGGACUCCUCCCACUCCAGGCUGCCUGGCCGGAAGACCCACUUCCUGUAUAUCCUUAGGCCCUCCCAGCAGCUGUAGAGGUGGGGCUGAGGAACGCUGCAGGUCUCCUCCCCAGCACCAUAUGGAAAUAAAGAGUUCUAACAAGUA